AUGAAUUUUUAUAACCUGGAUGAUGAUGAUGAUGGUGAGAAUCAAGUUGAAGAGGAUGAUUUUGAAAGAAGACAGUUAAAACAUGUAAUGAAGGAAAGUUGUCAAAUGACUUGGAUGGAGGAAGAGAGUCGUAGAUACUCUGUAUCACAACCAUCAGGCUCAAGAAUCAAGCGCAGACCGCCACGUAGCUAUAGUGUAAAAGAAGGUGUCAGCGUGCCAGUUCAUGGUGGCAUUGAUUCGUACAUGUUCUCGCCUAAACAAAAGUCAGUAAAAGACAUGUUCUCAGGUGAGAACUUGAAAAAAGUGGCAAAAGCUAUUUCGAAAUUUUUCCUCUUCAAUGCAAUACCAUUCAAUGCAGCUGAUAGUGGCCUUUACUAUCAGUCAAUGAUUGACACUAUUGCGGAAGCAGGCCCAGGAAUAAAAGGCCCCAUAGGAUAUCAAAUUGGUAAUUCUUAUUUGGAGGAGGAGGAGGUUCAAGAGCUUGACGUGUAUAUAUCCUCGAUGAAGGUAAAAUGGCUACAUUGA
Messenger RNA from Ilex paraguariensis (yerba mate), 525 nucleotides. Lineage: Eukaryota; Viridiplantae; Streptophyta; Magnoliopsida; Aquifoliales; Aquifoliaceae. The record is from the annotation of a GenBank genome assembly.